Messenger RNA from Daphnia pulicaria, 688 nucleotides. RefSeq lists its product as uncharacterized. Gene Ontology annotation, cellular component: cytoplasmic side of plasma membrane. Lineage: Eukaryota; Metazoa; Arthropoda; Branchiopoda; Diplostraca; Daphniidae. The transcript is spliced from 5 exons. The coding region runs from base 74 to 625 and encodes 183 amino acids. Gene Ontology annotation, molecular function: enzyme activator activity; lipid carrier activity. Gene Ontology annotation, biological process: lipid transport; ganglioside catabolic process. The record is from RefSeq and is a predicted model, not a curated record.
UGAAUCAUAUUAGUCGCUCCUGUUCCUCGUUUUUGUCGACUUUCGGUACUUAUAUAAGAAUUAUUUUAUAAAAAUGAAAUUCUUGGUUGUUGCAGCUCUUUUGGUGGCAGUCGUUUCCUCCAGCGUUAUCGUUAGGAAGAAGGGGCUUCAGGACUGUGGUCCUGCUGGAUCCCCCAUUUCUUUUGCUGGAGACGUUCUUCAAGAUCAGACCCCAGUUCCUGGCAGGCUCUUCUUGGAUUUGACGACUACAACUCUGAUUGAAGCAACAGCUGAAGAUGACUUGCAAAUUCGAAAAGUCACUACCCGCACCACCGACAACUACGAAGUUCCCUGCCUGAACGGAAUCGCUGGCACCUGCACAAUUGAACUGUGCACUGCGAUUGCAACCUACCCAGAAUACGUUUGCACUUUAUUCCCGAACGACGUGCCCUGCUCAUGCCCACUCGCUGCCAGCGUUUACUACAAUCCCUCGGCUUACGUCACCUUCACUUCUGAAUGGCUUGCCAUUGACGGAGGAGUUAACGGUGACUACAACACGCGCACCGAAGUUGUUGCUAACCUAGGCUUUGCCAACGAAACCAUUUUGGGCUGUCUCGAUCUGCAAUACACGCUGGUGGCCAUCUAGACUUUCCGUUUUGAAAAAAAAAGUUACAUUGCUGGGCUUUUUUUUCUUAUUAAUUCACCAUGU